AUGGGAUUUCGGAUGGCGCCGUCAGUGAACGUACUAGCUUUCAUCAACAGUAACCAGUUUCUGAACAACAACGACACAGCUUUGUUUAUUAAAAAUGCCAAUCAUCCGCAGCUGUGGCGUCUGAGAGCAAAUGUUCGUGAGAAUGUUGUGUUCAACCCGUUUCCAGAACUUCGCCCACGUACCACUCCCUAUGCGGCUAUGGUCGUCUCCAGCAGGUAUCGUUUUGCCGUUGAAAGAGUGAAGGUUAUGAAGUCGGCUACGGCUUAUCCAUUCUUCAGCAAUGUGAUCAUCCGUCGGAACUGUUUCAAAAACCCUCAAGCCUCUUAUGAAAUCGGUACCGAACUCGACGAACACGCGAAACGGAUCGAUGCUCGAGAAAACAACUGGGGAUCGCCGGUGCCGUCGCAAUUCAUGAGCAAGAUCUUCGACCAGUUCAACCGCUAUUCGCUAGCCGAGAUCGUCGUUGGUCCGUAUGCUGCCGUCUGUAACCAGAGAAAUCCACACAUCACUUAUCUGCAAGAGUUCUUUCGUGAAUUUCGAAAGGACUCACAGCCUUUCGUUCUUGGUGGCACCAUCUAUGAGAAUCACGACUUGGUCCCAGGCAGGCGAGUUGUUAUCAUCUGA
Molecule: messenger RNA, 624 nt
Organism: Cooperia oncophora
Lineage: Eukaryota; Metazoa; Nematoda; Chromadorea; Rhabditida; Trichostrongylidae
Source: the annotation of a GenBank genome assembly